Molecule: messenger RNA, 1591 nt
Organism: Uloborus diversus
Lineage: Eukaryota; Metazoa; Arthropoda; Arachnida; Araneae; Uloboridae
Product: delta(3,5)-Delta(2,4)-dienoyl-CoA isomerase, mitochondrial-like
Exons: 8
Coding region: 208-1188 (326 amino acids)
Cellular component (GO): mitochondrion
Molecular function (GO): delta(3,5)-delta(2,4)-dienoyl-CoA isomerase activity
Source: RefSeq, a predicted model, not a curated record
CACCAAACACAGCUCAAGUUUACGCUUGGAAAGAAGGGCGAAGGAAGUCGUCGUCCUAUCAGUUUGUAUACGUCACGUGAAAAGCUUUGAAGAGAGAGUAAACACGUGCUCCGUUUUAUUCCACAGGCGUCGCUUGACGGGGAACCCUCUUCGCUACGAUUUUCAGGUGUUUCGUCGCAUCCCAACAAGAUUUACACAAGUGUCAUCAUGGCCGUUAGAUCAAUUGCAAGGGCAUUUUUCACUGGAUUGAAUCGUACUGCCUUAAUCAACAACAAGCCUCCAACAACAGGGUUUGGUCAAAAUUCUGCAAACCUGCUUCGCUUUUUGUCCUCUGAUACAGCAGCAUACACAGCAACGUAUGAUUUUGAAACACUUACUGUUACAGCACCAGACGACCAUAUUUUGCAUGUUGAGUUAAACAGGCCAGAAUGCUACAAUGCUAUGAAUAAAAUGUUUUGGAGGGAAAUGCUUGAUUGUUUCCGAAAGAUUCGUGAUGACAGAUAUUGUAGAGCAGUUAUUUUGUCAGGAUCAGGACAUCUUUUUUCUGCAGGUCUAGACUAUUCUGACAUGCAGGAUUUGACAUCACAAGUUGCAGGAAAAGGUGAUGUAGCUAGGAAAGCUAAGUUUCUAUUAUCAUUGAUUGCAAAGUACCAAGAAUCUUUCAAUGCGGUAGAAAAUUGUCAAAAACCUGUAAUUGCUGCCAUUCAUGGAAAGUGCAGUGGUGGAGGUGUGGAUCUCAUUUGUGCAUGUGAUAUCAGAUACUGCUCAGAAGAGGCAUUUUUUGAAAUAGAGGAAGUAGAUGUUGGAAUGGCUGCAGAUAUGGGAACAUUACAAAGAUUACCAAAAAUAGUAGGAAAUGACAGCUUGAUCAGAGAAUAUGCUUACAGUUGUGCCAAAAUAGAACCUGCUGAAGCAAAAACUAUCGGCUUGGUAGGAAAAGUUUUUCCCAGCAAGGAGGCAAUGAUGAAUGCUGCUUUAGGCCUUGCUAAGGUAAUAGCUUCGAAAAGUCCUGUUGCUGUACAAGGUACAAAAGUAGCCCUGAAUUUCUCAAGAGAUCAUAGUGUUCAAGAUGGGUUACAAUUUAUGACUUAUUGGAAUAUGACCAUGCUGCAAAGUGAAGAUGUUCUGAAAGCAGCUGAAGCAACAAUCAACAAAGCUGAUAAACCUCCUAAGUACUCAAAAUUGUAAAUGUUCAUGAUGAUGGAGUACUUUUUAAGGGCUUCAGGGUUACUGUUUUGCGCCAUUUUCCAAUUUGUUUUAUGUAUUAUCUUAAUUUCUGCUCAUUUGUCAUUCUCUAGCUUUGACAAAAGCAUCACUUGCUAAUGUUUUAAUCGACAUAAGAUUUAGAAAUGACUUUUCAUCGGGAUUUAAUUGUGCCUAAUGAAUAUGUAAUUUCCUCGAACUAUGUGUUUAUUGUAUGUUUUCUUUAACUUACCAGUAUUCGCUUUGUAAAAUAUGUUAACUAACGAAUGUGACUGUUCUGGGAAUUGAAUUUGUGUCAGCAUUUUAUUGUUGAAAUAAAAUGUAUUUUAAUAUGAAACUUUUUCUUAUAAAAAAGAAGAACAUAUGAACAACUAAUGGUUACUUUCAA